UUAAGAUGACGCGCAGGUGAACGCCGUGGCUGGACUUCCACUGGACUUUCGAUCUGUGUGACCGGAGCGGCGCGGCAGACGCGGUAAUGCGGUGCGCCUGCGGUGCCAGAGGCGCGCGGUCCGGGCUGAGGAGCCGCGGCGGCGCGCCGGACCCCCGCUGCUAGAUGGCUUCCACAUCUGGAUCUGGAAACAGGUGUCAGGGAAGUGUCGUCACCGAGCCCGGAAGCCGGAGGAGGUGGGAACAUCAAAGGGGAAGAUGGCAGCCAAAUCGGAUGGUCGCGGGGUCGUCACCGGUUUCGCCCAGCUGCACAACCUGGACGAGGUGGUCGGAGAGGACGACCCCCGGGCCGGCAGCUCCUUCCACAUCUGCCACUGCUGCAACACCUCGUCGUGCUACUGGGGCUGCCGGAGCGCCUGUCUCCAUUACCUCCGGGGGAAGGGGCGAGGGGCGGCCAAGCCCCCGCAGGAGCAGCGCCUGUGGCUGGACUGCCUCUGGAUCGUUCUGGCGCUGGGGGUCUUCUUCUGGGACGUGGGCACGGACCUGCUGCUGGCCAUCGACUACUAUCACAGGCAGAACUUCCUGUGGUCUGGUCUGACCCUGUUCUUCGUGCUGGUGCCCUCAGUUCUGGUCCAGAUCCUCAGCUUCAGGUGGUUCGUGCAGGAUUACACGGGUGGGGGUCUGGGCUCCGUGAAGGGGCUCAGCAGCAGGAGGGCUGCCAGCCUGCAGCGGGACCAGUGCUGCCGGAUGUCCGUUUGGCUCUGGCAGGUCGCCGUCCACAUCCUCCAGAUGGGACAAGUGUGGAGGUACAUCCGCACCAUGUAUUUAGGCGUGCAGAGUCACCGGCAGAAGGAGAACCAGCGCCGCUUCUACUGGGCCAUGAUGUACGAGUAUGCAGAUGUCAACAUGCUGCGAAUGCUGGAGACUUUCCUGGAGAGCGCUCCCCAGCUGGUGCUGCAGCUCUGCAUCAUGAUUCAGAGCAACAAGGUGGAGUCGCUCCAGUGUAUGUCGGCCCUAUCCUCGCUGCUGUCCUUGGCCUGGGUGCUAGCCUCUUAUCACAAACUCUUGCGGGACUCACGUGAUGACAAGAAGAGCAUGAGUUACCGAGGUGCUCUCCUUCACCUGCUCUGGCGCCUCUUCACUAUCUCCUCCAGGGUGCUUUCCUUCGCCCUCUUUGCCUCGGUGUUCCACAUCUACUUUGGCAUUUUCGUGAUGCUUCACUGGUCCGCCAUGGCCUUCUGGGUGAUCCAUAGUGGCACCGACUUCUGCAUGUCCAAGUGGGAGGAGGUCCUUUUUAAUAUGGUAGUAGGGGUGGUCUACGUCUUCUGCUGGUUUAAUGUACAAGAAGGACGGACGCGCUACCGAAUGGUGGCCUAUUACAUACUGGUGUUUUUGGAGAACGCCAUACUCAGCUCCCUUUGGUAUGCGUACCGGGAUCAUGCCACCACUGACGCCUACGCCUCUUUAGCCCUCUGUGGCGUCUUCCUGUGCUUUGCCUCAGGGGUAGCCUGCAUGGUUCUAUACUAUGGGGUUCUACACCCAAUGGGCCCUCGACUAAGGGUGCUUGCAAGCUCUUGCUGUGCUGAGCUGCUGUGGGGUCUUCCCUUACCUCCAGAAGCGGAGCCCAUGGCUCCAACACCGGGCCCACGCGCUACCCAAGCCACGCCUACACGAGCUGUGGCAGGGGAACAAGUGGAGUCGGAUGAAACAGCCACAGACACCUGCCUUCCUGUUUUUCAGGUGAGAACCACAGAGCCUGUGGACGCAACCGGAAGACCCAUCAGACCCGAGGGGCCUCUCAUUAGAAUAGAUAUGCCCAGAAAACGCUACCCCGCCUGGGACGCGCAUUUUGUGGAUCGGCGUCUGCGUAGGACCAUAAAUGUCCUGCAAUACAUCAGCCCCAAUGCGGUGGGCAUCAGGUACAGGGACGGCCCACUCCUGUUCGAACUCCUUCAAUAUGAAUCCUCCUUCUAACAGCAAAUCCACGUAUGCAUCUCCUUUCUCAAGACACCGCCUCUUUGUACUGACGUCUCCCGCUCCUCACCUCAACAGUCUCUCAAUUCCUCUGCUGGAGAUCUAUUUGAUACAGUUAUGAUUUAUUUUUAGAGGAAAAUAUCAUUACAAGAGAAGAUUAUAAAGCUUAAGUAUCUAGUGUGACAUAGAAAUAUCUCAUGUGGGCCCUCUGAUAGAUGAGGGCUCUGUAUGAGUGUAGAUAUAAUAUGAAUGUUUCAUUAUGAAAUGCAUUUUGCCGUGUUGGUAAUUCAACCUGUGAAUACUUGUGAAGGGCAUGAUUCGUCCUGACGGGGGGAUCGGGGGCAAAGCCUGGUGGGAAUGAUGGAGGAGAGUCUCAGAGGCGCAGGUCUUUGCACAUCUCUCACUCUACUGCCAUUUAUAUUAGAGACUCCAUCCAGAUGUGUGAUUGAUCAUGUUUACCAAAACCAUCGCUUUUCUACUCACGUGGCCACAAUACAGACUCCUUAGUCUAAACGCAUUUAUUUUAUCAUAUCAUUUAUCAUCAUGUGUGGAAGACAAAACCCACUGACCUUCAAUCGGUUCUGCCGAUUCACAGAGUCGCUCAGUGCAGACUGCCCCCCAGCGGAGAUCCACGGUAUGUCAACCAUUGCUACAACCCUGACGCUACAGCACAAGACAGAGAUCAGAACGAUGAAUGUAACGCAAAUGAGCACAACUUUUGUUACGGAUUGGACAGAAGAGAAACAUUGUUCUAACAUUCCAAAGACAUUUUGAAGAUUGUAGGUGUUGAAAACUGCGCACACAUUUUUGUAGUGCAAAGACCUUCAACAGAUCCUCCAGCAUUCCCUUCCUUAAUCUUAAAAAAAAUAUCACUUGUGUUUGCAUAUUUACAAAUGUGUUUACCUAUCGAUCAAAGAAAAAGCAUCUGCUAUAUUGUACAUUUAUACACUUUGGCUAUAUUUUGAGAAACAAGGUGUCAUUUCUGAAAAGCACUCGACAUCCACCAAGGGAACUAGAGUUGCAACAUUCCCGUGGUCAUCAUGCGACACUGCUUUGUUAAUAAGACGACUAAAUAUAAUAGAUCAUGACUUCAUUUUAUCCUGUGUUCAAGGCCAUAAUUUAUAUUUGAUGACAUGGCUGGGAAUAAGGUUUGCUAGCUUGUUUUGCUUAACACGUCUCAGUUAUGAAUACAAAAUGUGGUACAUGUGGUCAAAUUAUAAGUACCUAUUAUAUGACUGUGCAAAGAUAUAUUAAGAUUAUUAAAGUGUGAGCAAAGGAGUGCAUAAAAGAUGGGAAAUGACCAUCAAACUCAACUCCAUGAUGACCAACUGCUGCUAGAAUGUGAUGCUUAAGGUGACCUGACCAACUCAAGACUGCAAAAUCAAAUUCAAGCGUUCUGUAAAAACAUAACUACAAAAAUAUACUUGCACUUUUUCCAUACAUCCCAAUCUCAUUCAAUGCGUCCAUCUAAAUCUCUACACUUUAUCUUUUUUUUUAUUAAAUUUACACCAAAGUUGAAAUUGGAAUUAAGCUGCUGUGCGUUUUGGCUGAGCUUAUUUGUUAUGGAAAAGUGUUUUCUUGUGUUACAUACAGAAUCAGAGUUAAAAGAUGAUUUAGUGGCCAAAACAAAACAGCUCCCAUGAGUUUCCAGCUGCAGAUGUACAGAAACGUUGAUAUUUGUUGCAGUGUUCUCUGAUGUGAUCGCUGUAGCCAAUUCUAUAUAUGUAAAAGCUAUUCUGUGUGCUACGUCAUGGUCAUGCCAAAGAACGCACACUCGCAUAAGUACAUGAGCACAUGUUGCAGUGCCAAGUCAGUGAAAUAAAUAUUGUAACAAGCGCAGUAGUGAAUAUGAAAAAUGUAUUCCCCGAGGGAAAUAAAACCUCGAGUGGAAGGUCCGUUCUUUAUGACCACAUUUGCUUUUACCACGGUGAACAUGAAACCUUUUGUUCGAACAAACCUUGCAUUUCAAACUCAUCAUCAGUGUUUGGCAGGGACUCAAAGGGGGUCACCAAAAGACCUCCACGGAUCCCCUCGCGACACAGGUGCCUGCUAGCAUGGUCCUGUAAAAGCGAAGGCGAGAGGGGCAAUAAAGCCAGGGUUGGAGAGGAGAGCGAGUUCUGAUGGUGCUAAUGGGCCUGAAUGAUGUGAGAUCAUGUUUUCAUGCCACUGCUGGAAGCACGUGUCCUCAGCCCUUACCUUUCUCUCUGCUCCAUCCUCGGUUGCUGCUCUGCCCUCUUUAGCCAUCACCAUGGUGCUGAGACUUGGCGUGUUCCCCUAAAACUUCUUGACACAAAAAAACUCAAUGCUGAAAAUAAAAAUGGAGAUCCUGACAUGAGAACAUGCAAUGAGGUGCUACCACCUAGUGUAGGUCUUGAGACUGGUCUUGGGUUGGAGUUAGAUGUCAGACAGUCUAGGUUACAUUCAAUUCUUAUUUGGUCUGUCUCGGAAGAAUGACACGGGACUAUACAUGAAGACCGGCUGAGACCACUUUGAACUGAAGACGCUCUCUUUAAUAUAUUGUUUUUAAUCACAUUAUUUCUCAAGUAAAGCAAUAGCAACUUGCCUUUAGUUCCUACAAAUUAAAACACAAAACACGGAACAGUCUCUAUCACUCAACCACUGCAUGACCACAUUACAUGAGAUCUUACUUCCCUGAAGUCAUGACUUUGUGUAAGGGUUAGUGCUAACCACUUUGUUGAUGUUCUACACCCUUCCUUGUUGCACAGCUGGCACCAUUUCUGCACGCAUAUUGGUUCAUAUUCUCCAUCUUUUAUUAAAUAAAACAAGGUAGAAAAACCUUUGAGGGACAGAUCCUGGUCGUCCCACCUAUUCAAAUGGCAUGGCCCAGUCAACCAGCAGACAAAGUUCCCAAGCUUGUUUAGACCCAAAUACCAUGCAAUAGAAACCAUCAUUGCUGCACAAAAAUGCAGGUUAUGAAGGAGAGAGAGGCUUUAUAUAUCUUGAGGGUGAACACUAACCCUCGCCCUGCCCUGACCAAUCAGAGAGCAGGAAAAUACUGAGGCCAUUGGGAAUUUGUAAACACAAUUUCAUUGAACAAAUAUUGGAAAGCAGGUUGAAAAUCUAGGUCAGUAGUUUUGCUUGCAGAGAAGGGCCCCACUCUGGCAAAUGUUUUACAUGAGGACAUGAGAGAGAGGUCUUCACCUGGUCUCAGCCUGGUCUUCCAAAGUGUGCGAUAAUGAUUACCACACUAAGAAAAAAACAACAGCUUCAAAAGUCAGGAGGGGACAUCCCUGAGGUUAUGUUGAAUACUGUCGAGUCAGCACAAGUCAAUACUCUUGUAACGUAUGCAAAAAUCUCAUCGUCAUCUACCUUAGUAUUCUGAGCACUUUCUCGUCCUUCUAGUGAAUAAAGAGCCAUGUCAAUAGUCGAUUUGAUUUGACUGAGGUUAGUGAAGCCGCCAACACAGGAGUUCCUCAGGACCAACGAACCACCAAACCAGCUGACUCAGGGGUGUCUCAAUGCAGUUCUCAUUCCCAGGCAUGUCCUCGAGGGUCUUCAUUUUAAGAGAGCAUUUCUGUCAGGCUACUAAAUUAUGGUUUGCAGUUCAGUUCACGGUGCAACUUCUCAAAAGCCUCUGACCUUUACGGACACAUGCUCCAAUCAGGUACAACUACACUGUGACUCAUUCACGUUGCGUGUAUGUGUGUGUGGAAGUUGGAAUCCGAGAGCGUCAAAAACUUAAAAAAAACUGAGCUGCUGUAUCCAAGUGGUGCUUAUUGUCAGAGAUAAUUUCAGCUCGUACAUUCAUGUCUUCUGGUUUAUUUCAUCUAUUACAGUGGUCUAAGUGUGAUACGGCUCAUGCUGAGCUGUAGCAUACAUGUAUUUAUUUAUUUCUUCCUAACAGUUGGAUGCAAGAAACCCCCGAAUAUUGUAAGGUGAAGCUGAAACUAAACAUAUGGAGGUAAUUUAUCACUCCUAUUCGACUGAAUAUUAAUGUGUGUGCGUGUGUUACAUAUGAUUUGUUUUGAAGGUUUGAUAAUCUGACAGGCGGAACAGCCUGGUUUUCGACUGUAUAUAAGGACAUCAUAUGACUAUGCUAUGAGCUGCCCAGCUACUUGUCUGAGAUCAAAACAAGAUUAAAAUACGUUCAGGCAUUCAUCGGCGCGUUAUUCAGCUGUAAUGGCUUGUCAGUUCACGGGAGCGUGUAAAGCACAUGCCUGCGUGUGCAGUUAUGAUUCUGACAUCGAUAUGUUGCAGAAUGAAUGAGGGAGGCAGCGGUGUGUCCGUGUGCUGAGCGUGACGAUAAAUCACAGGCCCCUCUCACUCUCUACUCUUGAAGGGAGAUAAUUGAAGCUAAUGUCACUUACAAAUGUAACUGACAGUGCAGUGACUGCAACAUUGGUUGAGGGGAGUUUCCAACUCCAAUCUCAUUGUAGAAUUGAGUGUGAAAAAGAUUGAUUCAUUUGUCUCAAUCUGUUUGCUUAUUAUAGUGUAAUAAUGCCUACCACCAUUUAAGUAUUAUUGGUGUUAUUAUUAUUGACAUAUUUAUCGACGUAUUAUAUCUCACUUUCCCAGCAUCAAUCUAUAGGGUUAUGUACGUCCUGUUUCUGCAGAUUAUAUAUGAAGUACACAGUUUUCCUUAUUUUGGAAAUCUGCCACAUCUCACUUCUGUAAGAAGCUAAAAUCUGACUGAGCUCUUCACCUGUUUUUCGGCUGGACUCAUUCAGAUGUGUGAGAUUCAGAGACACCAUGACUCAGACAAGCCUCUGUGGGCAACUAUUUUUUAGAUUAUUAUGAAAAACACAAGGCCAAAUCAGGUCAUUAUUUUAUCAUUUAGAGACUUAAAAACAUCUUUAGAUUAAGAGAUAAUCUAAAGUACAUAAAAACAACAUCAUCUCCAAAGUUUUUGAUGUCAUAACCUGUUCGACAAGCAGUUUUAUAAUGAGAGAAUAUCUUAGACUGAUCUGAAAAACUGAUACAGAUGGAAAGGAAUUUGAUGAAAGGCACAAAAGUGAUGCCAACUGGUGCUUAAGUCAUGUAUUUUUGCCUCAAAACACAGGAAUGUUUUAUGAUAAAAUUAGCUUCCAGAUCACAUUCUGUUUCCAUUUUUAUUUCAUGUUAAAGGAGUGUCAUUAAAUGUGCAUUUCAUUCACCCCACGAUGUGUUUUCGCCCCUUGAGUUGCUGAGUUCCCUCAGUGACUCUCACCUAUGAAUUCAAAGAGAAUGAUGGCCUUAUAUACAGUCAGGAGUUGAAGCAGCCAGCUUCUUUUGUGGUAAUAAAGUAUUAAACGCCACUUAAAAAGUGAGUCCUUCAAUGGUUAGUUUGCUUUUGGUGUGACACAAGUGUGAAUGCCUGCGUCAGUGCCAAGUUGUGUUCUCUGUUGACAAUACAUCUGUCAGUCAUCAUGUAAAACUGCCUGCAUCUUUCAUGUGAAAUACUUUGAAUUUUCUACAUGCCGCUGUUACAUCACAAUCGCUAUCAGUUAAAAUACCUUUCAAAAUCAGACGGACCCACACAGAAGUGAUGUAACAGCUCUCAGCUGCAUGGUAGUCAUCUCAGCUUGCAGCGUUGUGCAUUAUGAUUUGAUAAAACGGUGCAUUUACUACUUUUAACCUGCUAACUUUCUGAUUUCUUGUUGAUUACGUGGUGCUAAAUAAACCCAUGCAAAAGGUGCUAUCACUCGUGGACUUAUGAGUUCACUUAUCUGUUUAUUUAGGCUUUUUUUUUUGUUGCUUUCAACACAGACAUACUUGCAGUUCUAAAUGCUUGAACCCGCCAAGUCGACCCAGGACCGUUUACAACAGAACUUAAUGGUGCCAUUUGGAUUUGUUGGUCCACUGAAAAACCAAUAUUAACUCUCUCCAAUAGAAAUUCAAUGUUCAUUCAGUCUUUUUUAUUUCCUUUUUGAUUAAAUAAUGGCAUAUGAUAUUUGAUCUUCUAAUAGAAGUUGGGUGAAUACAAUAGAAAGUGAUUGUUGUGUUGUUUAAAAAACAGAAAAAAAAGAGUCAUUUAAAUGUCCUUAAUCUGUGUGUGAUUAUUUUCAUUGUUCCUGUAUAAUUGACUGUAAUAUUUUGUUGAGAAUUGAAGCAAUGAUGGUUGUCAAAUGAUUUUUUUAUUAAUGAAAUGUAUUGGAAAUAUUGCUUUGUUUCUAAUCCAGUUGUGUUAGCCUGUUGAUGUAUUCGUCUUUCAGGAUACUCCCAAUGCUAUAUGAUUUACCAAGGGUAUCCCAAACGUUGGCACAUUGUCAGUCAGCAAAUUUGCUACAGUCUGUAGCUUUUUUAUAUAAGUAUAUACCGAUACUGUAUGUUGUGACUGCGAACUUAUAAGGAAUGGUUUAUUUGUUGUUGUUAAGUAUAACAUGUAAGUAAAUGGAUUUAAUGGAAUCCCCGGUCUGAAAAAAAGAAGAAGAAAAAAAAAACUGAUGUCCAGUAAUGUACCUUGACCCUAACUUUGGGAACAAUAUGAAUAUUAUGAAUAUCAUAUGGUGCUAAAAAAGUUCUUUUUUUUUAAAUGUAUGUUUGGUUUUUAGAUCAAAAGAGAAUAUUAUGCUGAAAAUGUAAUGUUAAGCCUUACUGUAGAUUCAUAUAUCAGACUGUUCAUCCCAGAAGAGACAA
Synchiropus splendidus (mandarinfish) is the source of this 8548-nucleotide messenger RNA. It is a transcript of the gene xkr6b, whose product is annotated as XK, Kell blood group complex subunit-related family, member 6b. The record is from RefSeq and is a predicted model, not a curated record. The transcript is spliced from 3 exons. NCBI's taxonomy places the organism in Eukaryota, Metazoa, Chordata, Actinopteri, Syngnathiformes, Callionymidae. Gene Ontology annotation, biological process: apoptotic process involved in development; phosphatidylserine exposure on apoptotic cell surface; engulfment of apoptotic cell. Bases 257 to 1972 code for a protein of 571 amino acids. Gene Ontology annotation, cellular component: plasma membrane.